Molecule: messenger RNA, 1164 nt
Organism: Penicillium verrucosum
Lineage: Eukaryota; Fungi; Ascomycota; Eurotiomycetes; Eurotiales; Aspergillaceae
Product: putative pectin methylesterase
Exons: 2
Coding region: 1-1164 (387 amino acids)
Biological process (GO): cell wall modification
Molecular function (GO): pectinesterase activity
Source: RefSeq, a predicted model, not a curated record
AUGCUUCCAUCCAUCCUCCCCUUACUGUGUCUCCUCCUACACACCGUAGGAGCCAACAGCAUCGCCAUCCACCCAAUUUCCCGACAAACCUGCCAAUCAACCGGAACCCACUGUCCGCCAGGAACCCUAAUCGUCAGCGCAACCUCCAAAAACGCCUCUCACAAAACCAUCCAAUCCGCCAUAAACUCCCUCCCGGACGACGCAACCCCGCAAACAAUCCUCAUCCUAGAAGGAACCUACAAAGAACAAGUAAACAUAACCCGCUCGGCCCCAAUAACCCUACUGGGCCAAACAACCUCCCCCAAAGACGCAACCCGAAACCGCGUGCGCCUCACCUGGGCCGCGGGGAACAGAGACAGCACCGGCAGCAUCGACAAUGUCUUCUCCAGCGUGCUGGUUGUAGCACCCACGCUCGAAUCGAGUCUCACGGGCUCCGGACCAACGGGGUAUCCCGUGCCCGCCGAUACGCCGUUCGGGAAUAAGAACUUCCGCGUGUAUAAUGUCGACUUUGAUAAUACUUGGGCAGAAUACUCGGAUGGGCCGGCGCAUGCGCUGAGUCUUAGUCGGGCUAAUGGGGGGUUCUAUCAUUGUGGGUUUUAUUCGUAUCAGGAUACUGUGUACAUAGGCAAGCUCGGAAACGCUUACUUCUACCAAAGCAUCCUAGCCGGCCAAACAGACUUCCUCUACGGCUUCGGCACAGCCUGGAUCCAAUCCAGCGCCCUGCAACUCCGCGGCUGUGGGGGUGGUAUAACCGCCUGGAAAGGGACGAACACAACAACACCGAACAAGUACGGCGUGUACAUUGUUGACUCGAGCGUGCGUGCGGCGAACACCUCCGUCGCGGCUGAUAUCAAGGGCUCGUGUGCGCUCGGCCGGCCGUGGAAUAGUCAGCACCGCUCGAUCUUUGCGCGCUCUUAUGAGGACGGUAGUAUUGAUGCGCGGGGGUAUGUUGAUUGGGUCAUUGAUGGUGUUGGGAGGUUCGAGAAGGGCGUUACGCUUAUGGCGGAGUAUCGGGUUUUUGGACCUGGGGUUAAUGAGACUGCUCGUGUUGAGGGCGGUGUUACUUCUGUUCUUGGAUCGGAGGAGUUUGAGACGUAUAGUACUCCACAGAAGGUUUUUGGAGAUACGAAGUGGGUUGAUUGGGAGGUUGUUAAGGGGAACUAA